Molecule: messenger RNA, 2661 nt
Organism: Copidosoma floridanum
Lineage: Eukaryota; Metazoa; Arthropoda; Insecta; Hymenoptera; Encyrtidae
Source: RefSeq, a predicted model, not a curated record
AUGUUCGAUUAUGCGAAACUAUGCCUCAACUGCCUAUGUCCGCACAAGUUCAGGGAUUGUCGUUCUACCACUCUUUGCACCUUCUGCCAACAAAAGCAUCAUACUCUGAUGCAUAGAAAUUCAAGUUCUUCUCAAUCUCAAGAAAGAGGUGUUGACCCAGAAAACACCACCAAAGCUGACAAGGCUUCUAAUGCUAAAGUCAUUUUAAAUACUAGUUCUGCUUGUUGCUCUAAUACUGUGUUAUUGGCUACUGCGAGAAUCCAAAUCGUCUCUCCGUCGGAUUUAAAGCCUCAAAAAACUAGCGCUGUUUUGACGGGACUAGGAGGAUUAGUCAAAGCAAAUGCUAUCCAAUUGGUUACGUUCAAAAUUAAGCCGCACUUUAAGUCCAAAUUCUCUUUGGAAACUAGCGCUCUUGUCAUAAACAGAGUGUCCUCUUACCUUCCGCCUGCCAUUACUCAAAGAGUGCAAUGGGAUUAUUUUAAAGGCCUUCAAUUAGCAGAUCCGUACUUCUUGAACAAAGAUCCCGUUGAUCUCCUUCUUGAUGUUGUGACUUACGCGACUAUUAUUGAGGGACCCAUAAUAAAGAAAGGUCCUGACUACCCCACUGCUGUAAAAUCAUCAAUCGGUUGGCUCCAAUCAGGUGCUGUAAGUUCUCUUAGCACGGUCCAAAAUCAAGUCGUAUCUCUCAAUAUUUGUCAGGAAGAUAAUGUUAGCGAUUUGUUGCAGAAGUUCUGGCAGUUGGAAGAGCCUCUGAGCUGCGGUUUCAAGUUACAAAAAUGGUCAAGCAACUCCAAAGAAAUAUUAGCCGAGAUCUCUGAAGAAUUUUAUUCUUCCAAUCCGCUCAAACUGCAAGAUGACCAUGAGGUUACAUCAGUUUUGGGUCUUAACUGGAACUCCGAUCUCGAUAGUUUCAGUUUUAAGGUCAACUUACCAUCUUCUGAUCCAAUUUGGACCAAAUGCAGUCCCGUUGACCUAAUAAUAGAAAUCCACGGCUUUGCUGAUGCUUCUAAACGAGCUUAUGCUGCUGUUCUAUAUCUUCGUCCACUUACAACAGACAUGGUUUUUACUUCAUUAGAAAUAUAUAAAACCAAGGUGGCACCACUAAAGACGCUCAGCAUUCCUCGUCUCGAGCUGUGUGGUGCUCACUUACUUUCGAAGCUAGUGAAUCAUCAUGUCUCAACUACAAAGGUUCAGGCUUUGGCUAUUCAUCUAUACACUGACCCUAUGGACACUUUGUGUUGGAUAAAGUCAAUUCCAUCUAAGUGGCCUACCUUCAAUGCUAUUAGGUGUUUUGAAAUUCAAACCUUGACUCCUACAGCCUAUUGGCAUCAUGUCAAAACUAAAGAGAAUCCGGCAGAUCUCGCCUCUCGCGGGGUUCUGCCCAAGCAACUUAUUGGUCAGAAACUUUGGUUUGAAGGGCCCGAUUUUUUGAGGAGUCGUGAAAUCGUUUUUUCCGACAUUUCACCUAAAAAUUCUUCUGAAGGUGAAGACACUGUUCUAAAAGAAAUGCUUUCUGUAAAUGCAUUAGAAUACCAAGAUAAGUUGUUACCAGACACUUAUUCCGCUUACAGUAGUUGGCAUAAAUUAUUCAAGGUUUCAUUAAACAGAAACAGCAGCGUCGCCAAGCUGAAUCCUGUUCUUGUCAAUGGAGUGAUUAGAGUAGGCGGAAGACUUAGAAAGGCUUCCAUUCCUAGCCAAACUGAGCACCCUUUAAUUCUUGCUCCCAAAGAUUAUCUGACCGACUUGAUAAUUAAUUAUCAUCAUAACUUAGUUUUACAUGGUGGCACUCUUCUUAAUUCGCCAAGCCAACUGGAUUGUGCGAGGGCGUCAAGUAGUUCAAUACUGGAGUGUCCAGCGUUUACUAAAACGGGUGUGGAUUACGCGGGUCCCUACACUAUCCGAUUGACUAAAUUGAGAGGAAAGGGAACUCAGAAAGGGUACAUUUGUAUUUUUAUUUGUUUGGUCACUCGAUCAGUGCACUUGGAAGUGGUGAAAGACUUCUCUUCAGAGGCCUGUCUUGCUGCUUUCAGUCGGUUUACAUCCAGGCGAGGGUACUGCUCGCACUUAUACAGUGAUAGGGGUACCAAUUUUGUAGGUGCAUCUUCCGAAUUAAAAGAGACGCUCUGCCAGUUUUUAAGGUCAUGCAACCUCAGCAAUAAAUUGCUAAAAGCUGGAACCAAUUGGCAUUUCAACCCACCUUCUGCGCCCUACUUCGGUGGUUUGUGGGAAUUCGCUGUUAAAUCAGCUAAACGGUUGUUAAAACAAGUUAUUGGCGGCCAGGUGCUCACCUCCGUAGAAUUUUCCACUCUCUUAUGCAAAAUAGAGGCGUGUUUGAAUUCUUGCCUCCUAGUUCCACAAUCAGAUGACCCUUUUGAUUUAGAGUUUUACAAGAGAUGGGCUAACGAGAAUCUUGUGUCAUUACAAGUUCGACAAAAGUGGAUUUUUAAACAAAGAGCAGUUCAAGUCAAUGAUCUAGUACUGAUUCUCCAAGAGAAUACUCCAACUUCUCAUUGGCCUUUAGGCCAGGUGACUCAGGUACUCGCAGGAUCAAAUGAAUCUGUUAGAGUUGUUAAAGUCCGUACCACUACCUCUACUCUCACUCGACCAGUGGUCAAGCUCGCGCAAGUUCUACCGGCCGAGGAGUUUGAUGUUCAUAGUUAG